AUGGUCGAGGUUGCAGUCACCACCCCCUCCCCAGCACCCGCCACCGGGCCCUCGUACCCACCGCCGUCGCUCGCGGACCUGAGCAGGAACGCGUCCGUCAUCUCCUCUUCCUCAGACUCCGAGUCUGCACAGUCCGUCCUCCUCCGCACGCCCCGCCCAAGACCCAUCCGCACCUUCUCAGGGCCGCACUCGCGCAGCCCAGACGCCUCGAUCGCGCGCUCUCCGCAGCGCUCACGCCCGCCAGCCCACCUCGCGCGCGAGUUUGGCUUGGCCGACGAGCCUUCAUCGCCACGAACAGGACCAGGACCUGGGGGAGGACAGGGAAGAGUAGGGGCCAGCGGUGGACCAGGGACAGCGGUGGAAGAUUCGGACGAAGAAUACGACUCUGCCGGGACAGCGCCAACACCGCGAUCGCACUCGAUGGUUCAGAGUCCAGUCAGCCCGUCCAGACCACGGCACAGGAGCAAGAGCGGCGUGCGCAAUAGGUCCGUGAACGCGCGCGGCGCGAGCACCGAGGACGAUUUCAUCUGGGGCGAGACGCUCGGCGAGGGGUCGUACUCCACCGUGAUGCGCGCGACGUUCAAGCGGAACGGGAAAGACUACGCCAUCAAGGUGCUCGAGAAGAACCAUCUCACGCGGCACAAGAAGACGCAGGUCGCGCUCGCGGAGAAGAACACGCUCGCGAAGCUCGGCAACGGACACCCGGGCAUCAUCCAUCUCCACUGGACGUUUCAGAACCUCAGCUGCCUUUACUUCGUGCUAGAUCUAGCACCUAAUGGCGAGAUGCAAACGCGCAUCUCGCGCCUCGGCUCGUUCUCGCUCGACUGCGCGCGGUACUACGGCGCGCAGCUCGUCGACGCGCUCGAGUACAUGCACGGCAAAGACGUCAUCCACAGGGACCUAAAGCCCGAGAACCUGCUCUUCGACGAGUCCUACCGGAUAAAAAUAGCCGACUUCGGAACGGGCAAGCUUCUCAAUCCCGACGACAAUCCAACGAACACGUUCGUCGGCACUGCGCAAUAUAUCUCGCCCGAGCUGCUUGAGAAGAACGAGUCGAGCAAGAGCUCCGACCUCUGGGCCCUCGGCUGUAUCGUCUAUCAAAUGAUCGCGGGCCGCUUUGCCUUCUCGGCAUUAACGAACUACCUCACGAUGCAGAAGAUCAAGACGCUCGACUACACGUUCCCCGAGGGCUUCGACCCCGCCGCUCAAGACCUCGUCUCCAAGCUCCUCGUGCGCGACCCGCUACAGCGGCUCGGCGCUGGUCCCCCCGGGUCGGCGCUGUCGCGCGAGACGCUGAGAGAGCACGCGUUUUUUGAAGGCGUCAAGUGGGACGAGCUGUGGAGCGGGGACGUGCCGCCGCUCGAGCCGGGGCUGGUGCGGAAGGAGCAGCGGAAUAGCGGGAGCGAGGAUCAGGAGUGGGCGGAUGCGAGUGCGGGGUGGGACGAUCAGAUGACAGAUGAGGAGGACGGCGGGACGGGGAGCGGGAGCGAGGUGGUGGUGAAGGAGGGCGAGGGCGUCCAGAUGCAGGUGCGGGAUGUUGAAGGACCAGAGGGGGUGAUCACGCCCUCGGGGACGAUGGGGGGGUGUUCGAGGGAUGGGAGCGGGAGUCCGACGGCGCGGAGGGAGGUGGGGGAGGGGAAGGGAGGGAGGGCGGGCGAGGACGAGAUGGGGUGGGCACAGGACGCGGAGCCUAAUCCUGAGUUUAUGCGCUAUAUGCAGCGCAGCGCGCUCGAUCCUGCGCAGCCGCGCGUCGAGGGGGCGAUCAUCGUGCACGACUACGCUCUUUCCUCCAACUCUGCGCUUGACCCCAGCCCGUACGACACGAUGCAGGAGGUCGGGCCGAUGGGCGAGGCGCCGGACUAUGCGCUGGGCUUGGUCGUUCCGCCUGCAACAUAUGCGAUCGAGGAAGACGCGGUGACGAUGUCGAGCGCGAACGCGAGCAAGCGGAACAGCGUCGAUAUCGGAACGGUCAGAGGUGUUGCUGUGGGCGCGAACGAGGGUGCGGCUACUGCCCCCAUAGCGAUUCCGCGUCCUGUGCGUGCGGGUACAGCCACGACUAGUGCCACGGCGACGAUUACCGCACCGGGAGCGGCGUCGGAGAGCUCGUCGGACGCGGAUCCGGAGGGAAGUCCGGUGGAGAGGCUGGCGGAGCUGAGCUUGGGCUCGGGCUCGGGCUCGCGGCUGAGCGGGCUCAGAGGGAGAGAUAGGAGCGAGACGCCGGUGCAGGGGAACGGGCCGCCUGCUGAUUGCGAUUUGUCCCCGAUCCUGACACCGGGCGAAGUGAUCCUUUUUAGCACGCGCGUCGAGGCGCGCUCGCCGAAGCGGCGCGGCUCGAAGCUGCGUCUGCCGUCGUUGAAGGGUGUCCCGCCGAUGCAGCGCACGAAGCCGCGCCAGCUGCUGCUCACGAAUAAGCGGCUUCUUGCGCUCAAGUACCGCGUGCCGUCGGCGUCCUCGGGGCGCAGCUCGGAGGGCGGGGUGUCGGUGAAGGCGGAGCUCGCGCUGAGUGAUGCUGUGUUCAAGGAUUUGGAGAGGGCUAGGUCGGCUGAGCGGGAGAUGAGGGAGAAGGAGCGGGAGCGGGGGAAGGAGGAGAGGACGAGGGAGAAAGACGCGGCGGGUGCGGGAGGUGCGGGCGCGGGGUCGAAAGAAAAGGAGAAGGAUAAGUCGAUAGAGCGCGAAGAGAAGACGCGCGAGAAGGAACGAGAGAAGGAGGCGCGCAAGGAGAAAGAGCGAGAGAGGGAGAGGGAGAAGGCGAGCGAGAGGGUUAUACGGGACGUGGUGGAGAGCGUAGCGCUGAAAAGCGAUCGAGAAUUCGUGGUUUUGACUUCUGCGAAGUCGCUGUCAUACGCGACCGAGACGAGCUCGGCGUGUUCGAUGUGGGUCGAGAAGAUCACGAAUGCGCUGCGCAAUCAGGCGCAGAACCAGGCCCAGGCUCGGAAUUAGCCAGCUCACCAUAUCACACUCUCUUUCUCUUCCAUCCUUUUAUUUUCCUUCUUUGCUGUUUGCUUCUCGUUCACAACAUCGCACACUAGCAUAACGCAACGCCACCAACAAACACACGACGGACGGAUACGUCCCGCCUUCGCGUCAGUAUAUUUAUCAAAUCCCGCAAUUCGCACUUCUCGCAACUUGCAUGCACAGUCCCAUCCAUAGUUUUUUCCCUCUCCUUUUAUUAUUAUUGACCAAAC
This is a messenger RNA of Coniophora puteana RWD-64-598 SS2, 3185 nucleotides long. Its product is annotated as kinase-like protein. The transcript is spliced from 8 exons. Bases 1 to 2940 code for a protein of 979 amino acids. Gene Ontology annotation, biological process: intracellular signal transduction; peptidyl-serine phosphorylation. Gene Ontology annotation, molecular function: protein serine/threonine kinase activity; ATP binding. Lineage: Eukaryota; Fungi; Basidiomycota; Agaricomycetes; Boletales; Coniophoraceae. The record is from RefSeq and is a predicted model, not a curated record.